AUGAGGGCAGUGUCAGAUGCCGCCUGCACAAAUUUACAGAUAAUUGUUUUCUAUCCUGAUGGGCAGAUCUCUGAGCUGCAAAGACGGCAGAUGACUACAGUCUCUGGUGCUGGUGCGCGUGUUGUCACAUUUGAUGGUGGAGGAGAUGACAUGGACUUACCCAUUAAGAGAUUAAGCUCAGACGCAAAGUUUGUGGAAAAGCACGGGCUGUGCGGUAUCAACUCCUACAACUUGGGCCGGCCGCUAGCACAGCUUUGCCAUUUCUUUUGGGCAUAUUUCCGGGCAGUAGAUCAGCUGCGGGCUGACGUUGACAGUCUCCUGGACUUCUGCUUGCCUUGUGGGGCUUUGGGUAACACGGCAGCUGCUCUGAUGGCUCGGGAGAUGGGCCUCCCCAUUCGCCGGCUUGUAGCUGGCGUGAAUGCAAAUGACAUAACCCACCGAACUAUCAGCAAGGGCGAGUUCCAUCGCAGUGAGCACAUGGCAAAGACCUUGUCUGAUGCGAUCAACAUCCAAGUUCCUUACAACAUGGAGCGAAUCCUCUUCUAUUUGACUGGGGAGGAUUCCAGGUUGGUGAAGACCUGGAUGACACAGAUGGAUGCUACUGGCCGCCUGACCCUGCCUGAAGACUGGUUGCGAAAGCUGCAGGAGAUUUUUAGUUCUGCCCGAGUUGACGAUGACGCAAUGUGUGCCUGCAUCCGCAAGUCUGCUGAAGAGUAUGGCUACCUGCUUUGCCCGCAUUCAGCUGUUGCCUUGGCAGCGCAUUUUUCCACUCGAACAGGGGAGUCUGUCGCAGAGAAGCCUCAAGCUAGUGUUGUUUUUGCCACGGCUUCACCUUGCAAGUUCGAGCACUCGGUGGUCACUGCUUUGGGCCGCAAUGCAUGGAGCCAAUAUCAGGAGGGCCCUGAAUUUCCCGCCGCAGCUCGAGCAGUGCUUGCCGCAGACGAAACCCCGCCACUCCGCUUCUCUGCCGAGAUAUC
Molecule: messenger RNA, 977 nt
Organism: Symbiodinium pilosum
Lineage: Eukaryota; Dinophyceae; Suessiales; Symbiodiniaceae
Source: the annotation of a GenBank genome assembly